Oncorhynchus gorbuscha (pink salmon) is the source of this 3510-nucleotide messenger RNA. Its product is annotated as butyrophilin subfamily 1 member A1-like. Bases 1593 to 3122 code for a protein of 509 amino acids. The record is from RefSeq and is a predicted model, not a curated record. Gene Ontology annotation, molecular function: protein binding. The transcript has 12 exons. Lineage: Eukaryota; Metazoa; Chordata; Actinopteri; Salmoniformes; Salmonidae.
AAAAACAGACAUCUCUAGCUUAAACUGACAGAUUUGUUAAGGGGCUUUUUAAUUAUUAUGCUAAUUAGAUUUUUGCGAUAGCAUGGACAUCGACCAACGCUAAAGUGUCAAAGCAUUACAGCUCUGAAGUUCACAAACGAUGUUAUUCAAAUGAAAAUGUAUUCAACUGUAUGGCAGGGGUCUCCAUGAGAGCUACUUUUAAAAAAAUUAAAAAACGUUGCGAGCUACAUACUUCUCUUCUCUCCCAUGCAACGCUUACCCUGGUCCUUAGUGGACAAGAGAAAUUAGUGCACUGUAUUUCCUUUCAUUAUAACUUGCAUGUUGCAUGUUCUUAGUCCACGUCAAUGUUUGCGAUAAAAUACAAGGUUUCCAUGUGGUUACGGACCCUUCAACACCACUAACUGUAAGAGAAGAGCUAUAAGAUCAUCAAGGACAACAACCACCCGAGCCACUGCCUGUUCACCCCGUUACCAUCCAGAAGGCGAGGUCAGUACAGGUGCAUCAUAGCUGGGACCGAGAGACUGAAAAACAGCUUCUAUCUCAAGGCCAUCAGACUGAUAAACAGCCAUCACUAGCACAUUAGAGGCUGAUGCCUAUAGGCAUAGCCUAGAAAUCACUUUAAGGAAUUAAGGAAUGGAACACUAGUCACUUUAAUAAUGUUUCCAUAUUUGGCAUUACUCAUCUCAUAUGUUUAUACUGUAUUCUAUACUAUUCUACUGUAUCUUAGUCUGUCCCGCUCUGACAUCGCUCGCCAUAUGUGUAUGGUCUUAAUUCAUUCCCUCUUAGAUUUGUGUGUAUUGGGUGUAUGUUGCACACUUUGUUAGAUAUUACUUGUUAGAUAUUACUGCACUGUCGGAGCUAGAAGGACAAGCAUUUUGCUACACCCGCAAUAACAUCUGCUAAUCACGUGUAUGUGACCACUAAAAUUAGAUUGUAUUUAUUUACAGUAGGAGUGUUUCUACCGGACGCACUCUGUCUAUUUAUAAUUUUACUACACUUUUACUGACGUGAAAGCAUCACUCUUUCUUCCUGUGUUCAGUUCUGGACAACGUGACUCAAGGAAAAAAAGAAUAUGUUGAUUGAGUCCUGAAAACCUGUCAAAUGAGACAUAGUGUAAUUACACAUGUAUUUUAAAUUGGGCCAAUACUACAGCUAUGACUCUAUGUAUAUAUAUUUUUUUUAAAGGAGGUUCCGACCCCUUUUCAUAUUUCUUUAUUGCUUUAGUCUGUACAGCGGGAAGGUAGAGAUGGAUUACAGAUAUCAGGGGCGUGAGCUUUUGCAGCGUUGCCAAAAACCGGAAAUUCUGUUUUUCAGGGGAGAAGAGAGAGCCUGUGAUAUGACUUCUGCUUGUGAACGUUAAAGGGGAAUUUCAAUCAAAAACUAUAUUUUUUCCUUUGUCCACUGUUGAUACAGUCCCAACAUAUUUUGCAUGUCAGCAGUCAAGUUGUCAAGAUAUUGGACUUUUAAGAAGAAGAGUGUCUCCAGCCACAUUAACAUGACGAUGCAACAUUUUGUAUCAACAGUGGUGGAAAGGUUUUCGUGGAUGGAAAGAGGUGUGGAUCAAAGCACAGCGUGGUGUGUGGCUGAGGUUGAUGACACUGACGGCUCUGACAGUUCUCAUGGCAGCUCAAAGACCUGAGGUUUUCACUUUGAUGGUUCAUCAUGGUCGGAUCUUGACCGCGUUGAACUCCUCAGUCUCUCUGGCUUGUGAACUCUCACCUCUCUUCAAUGCUGAGCCAUUGGAGGUGCGCUGGUACCGGUCUGGUGACUUCGACAAACCUGCCUUGUUGUACAGAGAUCACAAGAUCCAGGAGGACCCUGUGGACCCCCGGUACAAGGGCAGGGUGUCUCUAACUGGGGGGCUGGAUAGAGGGAAUGUGUCCCUGACACUGGAGAGGGUCACACUGGAAGACGGGGGGGAGUAUGUGUGCCGUGUCAGCAACGCACAGUGGUAUGAAAAAGCCAGUGUCUUCCUCACAGUAAAGGUACUAGGUGGUACCCCGGUGGUCUCUGUUGCCGAAGCAAGAGGAGGAGGAGGUCGGGUGAACGUUACCUGUUCAUCAGAAGGCUGGUCACCAUAUCCUACACUCACCUGGAGAAACAAAGAGGGGACAGAGAUCAGAAAUGGACGAGAAGUACUGAACACUCCAGAUCCUCAGGGCUUGGUGAGAAUCAGUAGUUGGAUGCUGUAUGCUCCCUCAGACACCGAUUGGCUCUCCUGUACAGUCUCUCUGUCUGAGGAGGAGAAGAAGGAGAGUAGAAUCCUGCCCAGAGCUCCAACGGAGGGACAUUGGGGUCUUGGAGCCUUCAUCACGACUCUGAUUAUUUUACUGCUUGUUGUCUCUGCUGUUAUUGGGCUCUUCGUCUGGAUCAAGAAAACUGGGUUUGUCAGAGUCUCAACAUUGAAGAAAAUGGCAAAUGGAAACGAUAAAACAGAGUCGACUGAGAAGCCUGAAGAAGAAACAGCUCUUGCCGGAGAAUGUGGUACGCAAACUGCCAAGGAAACAACUACACAGUGUGUCCCGAAAGAAUGGGGUGAAGUAAAAAGAUUCAAAGUGGACAUCACUCUGGACCCAAAGCCUGGUCAUCCGUAUCUACAAGUGUCUCCAAAUCGAAAGAAGGUCUACUCUAAGACAUCAAAAGAACCUAAUGUUUCCACAGCCCCUCAUGUCCUUAGUGAGGACAAAUUCAGCUCCGGACAGAUAUACUGGGAAGUGGUGGUGAGGAAUGGUGGAAUUUUCAAUUCAUUUCUUGGAGAGAAACAGUCAUGGUACGUCGGGGUAGCCACAGACACAGCCACUCUGACAACCGGUGUUGUACCUUUAACCCCACAGAAUGGUUUCUGGGUUUUUACAUUUAAAAAAGAAAAAGGGUGUUGUGUCUAUGAUGACCCUCAAAUGCCAGUAUCUGGAAAUGAAAGCCCUUCAGUGUUGAGUGACGUGUCAGCAGACAUUCUUACAACACUGGGAGUGUUCUUAGAUUGUGACAGACAGAUGAUUUCCUUUUAUGAUGCUGAUUCAAAGGUACAUCUUUACAGUUUGUUUAACGUUGUGUCAUCUAACACAUUCUUUGCUGUAUUCAGCCCUGGGUUACGUGACACCUGUCCCUUAACAGUAAAAUGACUCUGGAUGACAAAGUGUUAUGGAAUAGGCCAGGUAGUUUAGUUCUUAGGAACACAAUUAUACACUACACUACCACUUUGACAUUUCAUCCCCAGGUAGCAGCAACAGAGGCAGGUGCUGUCCUCUGCCAGGAAGUCUUGAACAGGUGUGGGCAAUCGGGGUGUGGCAGCUUGUAGAGCCGUGAGGCUGUUGUAGUUUGAUGGCCAUGUGGGCUUUCGGUUCGGUUUUAAAUCUUCAGUUUUUGAGAUGACAUUUUUCUGUCCUUUUUCUAUACACAAAUAUUUGUUGAUCACUGUGGCGACACGUCAUUCAGGGCAGGUGGAGCAUUUUUACAAACAAUGUAAAAAAAAUUUAUCAAUGAGUUAAUAAAGCUGCAUACAAACAUUCA